This is a messenger RNA of Bradysia coprophila, 3259 nucleotides long. Its product is annotated as collagen alpha chain CG42342. The record is from RefSeq and is a predicted model, not a curated record. Lineage: Eukaryota; Metazoa; Arthropoda; Insecta; Diptera; Sciaridae. Gene Ontology annotation, molecular function: extracellular matrix structural constituent conferring tensile strength. Gene Ontology annotation, biological process: extracellular matrix organization.
UUAGAAUUAUUUUCUUCAGUCGAGUUUUGUACGUCGGUUGAUGCGGUGAUAUUAUCUCUCUCUCCAUUUUGCUGCUUUUUCGAAGUGUUGUGGAGAAAUACAAAUCCCUCUUCGCAUUCGAAUACAAACAGAAUUUAAACAGAAAAAAAAAAGGAUUGCAGUGGGUGUUUUAAUUAAUUUUUUGUGAAUUUGUUUUGUUGAUGUCAGUGAAAGCAAUAAAAUAAAAGGGCAAAUUAGUGAGGUGCAUCCGAAAUAGAGGUGAAUUUUGUGUUGAACCCAAUUUACAGUUUAAAUGAAAAAUUAAAGUCAACGAAAAUGUGCGAUUAUUUAAAAACUAUGCCCGUAGGAUGAUUAAUAAUUGAUCAUUUCUAAUUGUAGAAAUUUUCAUUGGAGUUGCGUAUUAUUUCUUAAAAUAAAUAGAAAUUGAAAUAAAAGUAAAAAAAUUGAAAAAAAAAAUUAAAAUAAACGAUGGAUAAACCGACAAUUACCCCAGACAAUAGGGGUCCGCCAACGUACACCUUUGUCAAUAUAUUGUUCUAUACACUGUGCAUAACAUCGUUCGGAUUUUCAAUUUUUAUUUAUUUACGACAAUCCCAGAUUGAGGAUAGCGUCCGGUAUUUACGUCAUUUAGAAGAUCGGAUGACCACAUUAGAAGUUCGACUUCAGCAAAGUGAUGUGCCACCACUAUCAGCGUAUCGGCAAACAUCAAAGUCCGAUGAAUUUGCCGACAUUGCUAGUGAUAUGCGAAAAUUAUCGCUACAAGUGUCCGGUAUACAACGCUUACGUAGGGAUGUAUCGCAUUUACAGAUUGGACGACGUGAACGACAGGUAUCCGUGCAGAGCAAUGACUGCGGAUGUCCACCAGGUCCGCCCGGUCCACCCGGCAAACGAGGGAAGAAAGGAAAGAAGGGUGACGCUGGUGAACCCGGUCCAGUUGGUCCUUCUGGUCCGCCAGGCAAAAAUGGUUUUCCGGCGGCAAGAGGUCCCAAAGGUGAUCGCGGUUUUAUGGGACCGAUUGGAUUAGAUGGACCCAAAGGCGAACCUGGACGUCCUGGCGAAAAAGGAUCAAAAGGUGAAAGUGCUGGCAUCGAUGUUUUCCAAGCGGUUAAGGGUUUAAAGAGAUCAGUUACGACACUUCGCGGAGGAUCCCUAGGCUACGCCGAAAUUGUAGCAGUUAAGGGAUUGCAAGCUGCGGGGCAUAAUAUAUCAGCUGCUACUGUUAUACAAUUAAAAGGUGAACCCGGCGAACCUGGACCUCCUGGACCGCCUGGACCUGUGGGUAUCGCUGGAAUACCAGGACUGGACGGAAGACCUGGAACUGGUGAAGUAGGACCACCUGGUGAGAAAGGCCCUGCUGGCGAAACAGGACCAAUUGGACCUGCAGGCCCACCUGGACCACCUGGAAAUAAGGGAGAUAAGGGUGACAAAGGAGAUAGAGGACUGACAGCCACAUUAAAAGGUGAUCAAUUGUCGACGAGUAUUAUUGAAGGGCCGCCAGGGCCGCCGGGACCACCAGGUCCACCAGGUCUUGGAGAACGUGGUGAACCAGGACCAGUUGGCCCGCCCGGACCGCCUGGAGAGAAGGGUCCACGAGGGAAACGAGGAAAACGACUUUUCGGUCAAGGCAAAGAAAACGAAUACGAAGACGAUGUUACAUUACUCAGAGGACCUCCAGGCCCACCAGGAGUUGAUGGACGUGACGGAAAAGACGGUAGAGACGGAACGAAAGGCGACAAAGGUGAGCCUGGCGAAUCCGGAUCGUUAGGUCCACGUGGAUUAGAUGGUUUACCAGGUGAGCCAGGAAUUGAAGGACCACCAGGUUUGCCGGGAUAUCAAGGUCCCCCUGGCGAUAAGGGAGAUCGAGGCGAUAUCGGACCUCCAGGAUUAGGACAUUUAGGACCACCAGGUCUUCCAGGUCCACCAGGAUAUCCGGGUACUAAAGGAGACAAAGGAGAUCGCGGUGAUUCCAAGUAUCGUAAAAUGAGAAGACGACAAGACGAAGGGAUGGCUGAUGCACCACAUUCACAGCAUUCGCAUUCAAUGUCGACAAAUGUAGAAUAUGUAGUUGGACCACCUGGACCGCCUGGUGCGCCUGGACACGGUGGUCCACCCGGGGAGAGAGGAUUAGAUGGUCGAAAAGGUGAUCGUGGCGAAAAAGGUCACAAAGGUGAUACUGGUCCAAUGGGACUGCCGGGUCCAAUUGGAUUUCGUGGUGAAUCGGGUACAGCUGGGCCCGUAGGACGGCCUGGACAAUCGGUGUGGUCAUAUUAACCGAAUUAAAAAUCCGCGUAAAUCGGCGAGAUAAUAUCAUUCCCCAAGAUUAACAAAUCGAUUGGCUUCUGAAAGCUUAACAAAAAAUAAGAGGCAAAAUGUAAAAAUGUGUAACAAAAGCUGUUAAUUUAUGAUAAAGAAAAGUGAAAAUUGACAAAAAAAAAUAGAAUUUUAAAAGAAGCAACAAAAUAAAAUAAAUGAGAAACCAUGUGUAUUUUACGGAUGUGCGCGCACUGUGUUCACGAUUAGGCAUGAUACGAAUGGCAAAAAUAAAACCAUUUUCUAAACAACAGUAUUUAAUUCGAACAAGCAAAAAUUUAGGUAGAUAAAGCUGGCUUGAUUAAGAUUGUGUGAUUGAAUAGUCACUCCGACCAUACGUAAAUUUCCAUCACGUUUUGAUAACAAUUUUCAACUCUCCAUUGAAUAGCCAUUGAAAAAGAAAGAUUCUUAUCAAAAAUUUAUCUUUGAAAUACAAAUCGAGAAUUAACCGCCACUGCUGAACUAAAACCUCACAUUCGAGCUAAUAAAGGCGCACACCAAUUGAUACUUCAAUUUUCGAUUAUUCGAAUUACUUCAAUUUCGAUGCAGCCAAAUAGAUUCCAUUUCCACGAAGCACUUCUGUAGCAUUUCGGUGCAUACAUGUAAUUGUUUUCGAUUAGCAUUUUCCUCUUCGACAUAAGGGUGAAAUUGUACCGCUUUGCUAAACAUGAAUUCCCAAAGUAAUUAAAUAAAAUUUGCACAAUCGGCUUACAGGCUUGGAAAAGAAAUCGUUUAAAAUUACGUCGAAAUUUUGUAAUUAUCGCUAAUGUCAGAGAAUUGUUGAGUUAUUUAAGCGAAUCUUAUCGGAACAAUUCUCAAAUGUGUGCGUAGCCAAUUGUGCUGAAACAGGAAAAUGAUGAACAUCAUCUUCAGGAUCCAAUUUUCUUGUUUGUUUUUCUCUAACACACUUGAACUGUUCAAGAUGUAUCUUGAUAGCGAGGUUAAUUUG